This is a messenger RNA of Belonocnema kinseyi, 1029 nucleotides long. RefSeq names its product cathepsin L1-like (gene CtsL4). Gene Ontology annotation, molecular function: cysteine-type endopeptidase activity. Gene Ontology annotation, cellular component: lysosome. The record is from RefSeq and is a predicted model, not a curated record. The transcript is spliced from 5 exons. The coding region runs from base 1 to 1029 and encodes 342 amino acids. NCBI's taxonomy places the organism in Eukaryota, Metazoa, Arthropoda, Insecta, Hymenoptera, Cynipidae.
AUGAAACAGUGGAAGUGUAUUGUGAUAUGGUGUCAUUUGGCUAUGCUCAUGAUAUCCGUAGAAGAAAUUUUGGCCACUUGGUAUCUGCCACCAGAGCUAUCAAAGUUUUUUGAUGAUUAUUGGGACGUUUACAAGUCUUCCUUCAACAAAAGCUACGAUCCAACGCACGAAAGGUUGAGACGAGCGGCUUGGGAAGAAAACCUCCUUACGGUGUACGACCAUAACUUAUUGGCCGCUAAGGGACAUCACGACUACCUCUUGCGAGACAACCACAUUGCUGAUCUCAGCACCCAAAUGUACCUCCGAGACAUGGUAAAAUUAUUACCGAGUCGUCGCGAAGGCUCAGAAGAUGACCAAAUGUUAUCCGCAGCUCCUAGACAAUCAAGUAAAAUACCAAAAUAUCUAGACUGGAGAGAAUGUGGAUUCAUGACACCCCCUCGAAAUCAAAGAGACUGCGGUAGCUGUUACGCCUACUCAAUAGCCGGAACAAUCGAGGGACAACUUUUCAAACAUAACGGCAAACUAAUUACACUAAGUGAACAACAGUUAGUAGACUGCAGCAGUACAACAGGAAACUUGGGAUGCACUGGUGGAUCCUUAAAAAACACUCUGAGAUAUUUGGACAGAUCGAAGGGAAUCAUGUCAGGAGCCAGUUAUCCAUACGUAGCUAAGGAAGGCACGUGUAAAUAUAAAAGUAGCCAGAGCGUGGCUAAGGUCAAAUCAUGGGCCAUUUUACCGGCACGAGAUGAGAGAGCUUUGGAAACAGCUGUAGCAACAAUUGGCCCUAUUGCAGUGUCCAUAAACGCAAGUCCUAAGACUUUUCAACUUUACCACACAGGUAUUUACGACGAUCCUGCCUGUGUUUCGAGCACGGUGAACCAUGCAAUGUUACUCGUGGGAUAUUCACCAAAAUACUGGAUUUUGAAAAACUGGUGGGGCAAUACAUGGGGUGAAAAUGGGUACAUGCGAUUAGCAAAGAAUAAAAAUCGUUGUGGAGUCGCAAACUACGCAGCUUAUACGAGGAUUUAA